AUGUCUUCUUCAACACCAUCAGCAGCAGGAUUUAUCCCCAAGUGUUUGAGUUGUUUGAGGGAUGCUGGAUCGAUUGGAUUCUACUUUCUCGAAUGUGGACACUUUAUAUGUGAGGCUUGUAUUCUACAACAACAACAACAACAUUUAGCAUCCUCCUCCUUACCUCAAUCAAAUGUUCAGUGUCAAGUUUGUCGUACACAAUGUAAGGCUAUUUCGUUGAUGGAUGCAUCGCACAUUCCAAAGAAUAUAUACGAAUUUGUCAGUUCUAAAUAUCGAAAUGUUUUCCAAGAGCCUCUUGCAAAGAUGGAGGAAAUAAUCAAAUUCCAACACUCUCACUAUGAACAUGUUAUUAGACAAUUAAAAAGUGAAAAUCAAAGCCUUAAGGAAACAAUUCAAAUGCUCAAUAAUCAAAAGAAGAAUCCAACUCCUAGUUAUCCAAUUCCGAAUCAAUUUCAUCUUCAUCAUCAAGGAGGCUUGGUCAAUUCAAUGAUGAUUCCAGAGUUUAAUAAUCAGCAACAAUAUAAUGGAGCAGAGCCUGUCUAUGAAGAUCAUCAAAACAAAGGCUUGAAUUAUCAUCAACAUGCAAUAGUGAUGGGAGAAGUACCAAUGACUCCCUAUGUAAAUAAUAAUAAUAGAGGAAAUGGCAAUUCAAUGAUGAAUUCAAGAAUGCAGCAACAGAGAAUGAGUAAUGGUAUUGGUGGUUCUGGUGAUUAUCAGCAUGUGGCUGCUUCAAUGUCACCUCUCUCUACAAAGAGUUCUUCCAGAAUGAGUUCAACUAAUUAUCAUCAAAAGGAAGAUUUCAAUUCAGGUAGACGUUCAUCAUCUAACAUGGCAGAAAAAUUAAGAUCUGCCUCACCGAAACUGCCAAGUGUGAGUCCAAUCAGAGCUUCUCCAAAUCAAAAUCUCAAUGAGAGUCUCUCCAUAAUUAUGAACCAAGCACCAUCAUCUCCUUCAGGUUUUUCUGACAUGACAAAUACGAGACUUUCCAACAAUGCCAGAUUAUCAAUGAAUGAAAAUAUAGAUCCAAAAACACCAAUGAAGGGUAAAUCUAUAUUACCAAAUAAGACCCCUCAACCAAGUAAUAAUUCCACCAAUCGUUCUGUCCUUCAACCUAGAGCAACUCCUCAACUAGGAUCAAAACAAUCUUCUAUUAACUCGCUCACAAAUUCAAAAAGUAUUCUUCCAUCCUCUUCUAGGUCAUCCACAAGUGAAGUACAACAAUCGUCCAACAAUACAGAAGCAGCAUUUGUUGAAAAUCAAGCAAACGAUCUUGGUCUCCCAAAUAGGUCACAACUCAAAGAUAAACCACUCCUCAAGAGGAAAGUAACAGCACCAACGCCAGAAACACCACCUCUCUCAUCCUUAGGUGUACAAAAGCAAAACAAGACACUGCCAUCCAAUACUAUGGAUCCAACUAGAACACCACUUCUCUCAAGAAAACUCAUCUCCCUCUCAACACCAUCCCGACAAAGACCACAAUCCAGUAGAGGUAUUCCACCAAAACUCUAA
Molecule: messenger RNA, 1509 nt
Organism: Naegleria gruberi
Lineage: Eukaryota; Heterolobosea; Eutetramitea; Acrasida; Naegleriidae
Exons: 2
Coding region: 1-1509 (502 amino acids)
Source: RefSeq, a predicted model, not a curated record